Molecule: messenger RNA, 2551 nt
Organism: Leptopilina heterotoma
Lineage: Eukaryota; Metazoa; Arthropoda; Insecta; Hymenoptera; Figitidae
Exons: 4
Coding region: 243-1685 (480 amino acids)
Source: RefSeq, a predicted model, not a curated record
GUUACAAACGAAUCAAAUACUUCUAUGUAAAUGUAAUAGUUUGAAUGACUAAAGCUCAGUUGUUCCGAGUGCUUUGAAGAGUGAAGAUGGUUACGAAUUUUUUAAUAACAAGAAAAUUAUCGAGAAGCAGUUUCUAACUGUAAAGACGAGGACAUAACUGUGUGAGCGAUCCAGAUAACAGCAGGACAUCGAAUCCUGUGAGGAUUCGUUCCGCUAUCGUGAUAUCCAGCCAGUCUACAAUCAUGUCUUUCACAUUGCAUAAAAUAUUGCACAUGAUUGUGUUAUCAAGGUUAACGAUGACCUUGACGUUGACGAUUGAAGCAAGAGCAUCCGGUGUUGGCAAAGCAUGGGAUGUUUCACCAUCACUACAACCUAAUUCUCAUCGUCUGUCCUGGCCUCGUAAGGAGGCCUCUUCCUUGGAAAUACGCACUAUCAGUGGAGUGGGGCGACUACCUCAACAUUACAAGGACACUUUUCAAUCGGAAAUAGAAAACACUGAUUUGAUGAACAGACUGCGAAAUUCACGAGUGGAAGCAGAUGAAGUUGAUGAAAUCGACUUUGAAAGACAAGAGCGGAAGUUAAAUUCUUAUCUUCGAAGGAUAGACACGACAAAGCUCAAAGAAUUACUUUCUGAUGAGGAUAAACUUGAAUACAGCAUAUUCACAGAAGCAGAAUCCCGAGUUCGUCGUGACCUAGAGCCAAAAAUGGAACAAAUAUCAGCAUCUAAAAGUGUUCGAGAAGCUCGACUAAACUCGCCAGAUUCUUGGUCAAAACAACCAAUUUCUGUUGAAUUUCGUCAUCGAACUCCCCUUCAUCAAGUAUUGCCGGACAAUCAGGACAUUGCGGUUUCAUCUAGAAGAAUUCACUUACCUCAAACUGAUUUCAUUACCAGCAAUCGAAGAUAUUUUGCCGAAAGCAGAGAAUCCCGAGACAUGCCAGUUGCUAGAACUUAUGAUGACUAUGACGUUCCAAUUUAUCCAAGUCAUGAUAGGACCUACGAUACGAAUUCUCAAGGUUAUUAUUAUCCAAAUCGUUAUAGAACCGAGAGAGAUUAUCGAUACCGAGGAGAAUCAAUGCCUCCCCCUUAUUACGAACAGUACCCUGUGAAUAAUUUUGAAUCCUAUGAGAGAAACAGGAUCCCGGCUAAACCAAAAAGAAUCAUCUACUACGCAACAUUACCUGAUAUUGUUAGAAAACCAGAAAUGGGUAAUUAUCCAAGACCAUACGACGGUCCACUAAGAGUGCCACCAGGUGUAUUAGCUUCUCGAAAUUCAUUAGGUGGUCAAAAGUAUAUUCGAGAACCCAGCAUGCGUCCUUUCUUUAGAUAUCCCUAUGAUAAUUAUGAUUAUGAUGGAUACAAGCGGCCAUCAUUUUAUGAUCGAAUCAGUCCUUAUCACAUGGAAAGUGGACAUCGAACUCCUUCAGAUCGGGAUUUGGUACCAACUCAUAAAGAAAAUUUAAGGAGAGACGAUGAUAUGAUUAAUAGUAGUCAAGAGAGAAAGACAAGAGAUAAUCAGGAUAUUCCAUGGCCAAUGCAGAUUGGAACAGAAGUGAAUGUUAAGGAAAAUGGAAGAAUUCCCGGACGAAAGGUUUUUGGACAAUUGCAAAGUUUUGAUAGAUACGAAAGUGCUCCUUUGAAACAAGCUCCAACUGAACCUGACAAAACUAUAAAUCAUGGUUCUUAGAAUAACUUUAAAAAUUAAUUAUUUAGCAAAUGGGAGGGGUUAUUUCUACAAUUCUUCAAACAUUAAAAUAAGUUUUACAACUUUUCAUACAGUACGUAUUAUUCUUGUUUUAAAAAUUAUGCAAAUUUAAAAUGUUUAGGAAAUUGAAAAGUAAUGAAUUAAUUUAUUUUUAUUCUCUUUCGAUUAUUUUAAUUGAUAUUUAACUUAUUUUUCAUGCACUUUUUCAAUUACCAACUAAUUUCAACAAAAGAAUAAAUAGUACUGUUCAGAUAUAUACUGACAAUAAUAAUUGUACUUCAAUUAAUUAGGGAAUUGUGGACCACCUCCAUUAUUUAUUAAUAUAAGUUUCAUCAUCCAAUUUUUAAAAUUUUUUUUGUUCGUCCAAAGUAAAUUUUCCAUCAGCAUUUAUUGUUUUUACAAGGAUUUUCAAGAUUUAAUCAAGGAAAAUAUUUUUUUAAUUAUUGCGUGGCAUUGGUACUUUGACUCCAAAAAAAAUUUUUGCAUCAAAUUUGAAUUACUAAAUAAUACAAAGCUUUUUGUAAAAUGAAAAAUUUGGAAAAUUGUGAGCCACGUUUUUUGAGGAAGUAAAAGUAUACUCUUUGGUAAAACUGAAAUUUCUUUUAGGUACAUAAGUGAUAAUUUUGGGAAACUGACUAUGAUAUAUAUAUGUUACUUUAUACCUUCUGCUGACAGGAAAAAUUUGAAAAAACAAAUUUUUGUGUAAGAUAUAUAUUGAGCUAAGAUAAAGUGUGUCCCACAAUACUCCAAUCUGCCCUAUAUUAUUUAAAUUUGUAUGAAAAAUUAUUUCGCUUGUAAUAACAUUACAAUUCUUAUUCUACAUUAUAAAAUAAAUGUGUAUUAUGGAA